CUCACGCGGCUGGAAGUCAAGAUGGAGGAGUAUGCUCGAGAACCUUGCCCCUGGCGAAUUGUGGAUGACUGCGGUGGAGCCUUUACGAUGGGCACCAUAGGCGGCGGGAUCUUUCAAGCUAUCAAAGGUUUUCGAAAUUCUCCAGUGGGAGUAAACCACAGACUUCGAGGGAGUUUGACAGCUAUUAAAACCAGGGCUCCACAGUUGGGAGGUAGCUUUGCCGUUUGGGGAGGUCUGUUCUCCAUGAUUGACUGUAGUAUGGUUCAAGUCAGAGGCAAAGAAGACCCCUGGAAUUCCAUCACUAGUGGUGCCUUGACAGGGGCCAUCCUGGCAGCGAGAAAUGGACCGGUGGCCAUGGUCGGGUCAGCUGCGAUGGGUGGCAUUCUCCUAGCUUUAAUCGAAGGAGCUGGUAUCUUGUUGACAAGAUUUGCCUCUUCACAAUUUCCCAACGGCCCUCAGUUUGCGGAAGAUCCCUCCCAGUUGCCUUCAGCCCAGUUACCAUCUUCACCUUUUGGAGACUACCGGCAGUAUCAGUAGGACUUGGCUCCCAGGGUCUUCUCAUCAGAAUGAGCUGCGUUGAAAAAGGGUUUUAGAAGAUCAAGUUACAGUCUGUUUUUAAAACUGUAGGCGGGACAACUGUGGCCAAAUAGGCUAUGAAGAGACUUUUAGCACUUUUUCUAUUUAAAGAAACAUGAAGAGGGAUAGAAGAUACUACAUUUAUUUAUUCACACUUGGAUUGCAUUUGUGAUCAAAAUAGAUGUCUAAUAUCAUUAAAAGAAAAUGCAGUAAGUGCUUAGAAGAUGAAGGACCAAAGGGCGAAUUACAGUGAAACGUGACCUUCGUUUCCCUGGGGACUUCUCGGGCUGGCUUUAUGUGUGCUGUUAUUCAAACAAUAAAAGCUCCUGGAA
Molecule: messenger RNA, 908 nt
Organism: Octodon degus (degu)
Lineage: Eukaryota; Metazoa; Chordata; Mammalia; Rodentia; Octodontidae
Product: mitochondrial import inner membrane translocase subunit Tim17-A
Exons: 1
Coding region: 22-537 (171 amino acids)
Biological process (GO): protein import into mitochondrial matrix
Cellular component (GO): mitochondrial inner membrane; TIM23 mitochondrial import inner membrane translocase complex
Molecular function (GO): transmembrane protein transporter activity
Source: RefSeq, a predicted model, not a curated record